This is a messenger RNA of Haemonchus placei, 1575 nucleotides long. Lineage: Eukaryota; Metazoa; Nematoda; Chromadorea; Rhabditida; Trichostrongylidae. The record is from the annotation of a GenBank genome assembly.
AUGGAUGAGUUGAACAAAUCAUUUGACGAUCUGCUCAUUGAAAGUGGUGACGAAUUCGAUGAAGGAGAGGAUGUAUUGGAGUCAAGUGAGGAGUCGGACUGGAAUUCCAGUGAUGAGCAGUCGGAUUCGAGCGAUGAUGGAAGUCAAUGGUCUUUAACCAUUCGAAGGCGAGAUCAGUUCCGUUUUCAAGGGUUUGAAGGGGUACUGGAUAGAGACGUACUGAAAUAUCAGCAUCCCAUCCAGUUUUACCGGAGAUUUAUCACAGACGAAAUGAUCGAGCUGAUCAUAAGAGAAACGAAAAGAUACGGACUCUCUAAGUAUCCUGAUUGGACGGAUAUUGAUGAAGAAGAACUACUGAAGUUUCUGGCAAUCUGUUUUCAAAUGGGAUUGGAGAUCAGAUCGAAUUUGAAGGAUUACUGGUCCACGAGGAAGGUAUUUAGUGAAUCAUUCGCGGCAAAGCUUAUUUCUAGAAACCGAUUUGUCCAAAUACUGGACGCCUUCCAUUUCGCCGACAAUGACGCUUCUGACAAAUCUAACAGACUCUACAAGAUCCAACCAAUUCUGGACAUGCACAACGAAGAAUUUGCUGCUGUUUAUAGCCCGGGCAAGAAUGUAUGCAUUGAUGAGAGCAUGAUUCCAUUCCGAGGUCGAGUCAUAUUCCGGCAGUAUAUUCGAGGAAAACGCCACAAAUUCGGGAUCAUGGUUUAUAAAUUGUGUUGUGCUGGUGGUUAUACUUGCAAGUUCAUCGUCUACGCUGGACAACAACGCGAUACAACUUGCCCAUCUUCACAACAAGCGGUUCUGGAUUUGGUUGCGCCAUACUUGAACGAAGGCAGGACCGUCACAGCAGACAAUUUUUACACCUCUAUUGCGCUUGCUGAAUUACUGGCAGAGCAAAAGACUAAUUACGUCGGAACUCUAAGGGAAAACCGGCUCGGAAUACCUACAGAUAUCAAGAACGCGCGGCUCAAGAGGGGAGAGGUUGUGGCUAGACAAAAUAACAAAGGCGUAACUGUACUAAAAUGGAAGGACAAGAGGGAAAUGUACAUGUUAUCGACUUGCCACGAUGCUUCCAAAAGUCAAUCCAAUAAACCAGUUAUGGUAGAAGACUAUAAUUUGGCAAAGGGAUCCGUUGACCUAUCAGACCAAAUGUGUUCGUACACACCUUUUGUUAGGAAAACGACGAAGUGGUACUUACGCCCUUUCUUCCACCUGGUCACUCAAACAAGCCUUGCCAACGCCUGGCAUGUAUAUUGCGUAGUGAAGGAAAGAAUUUCGAACAAAGAGUUCAAGUGUCGCAUCACUGAGUCCAUUCUGGAAGGAUGGAGACCUACAGAACCCACAACGUCAAAACCCAAACUUUGCGAAGUUAGUGGACCAAAAAGGACAUCUAGGAGAUGCGUAAAUUGCUACAAGUACGCUUCCCGAAUUCGUGGUGCUCCGUAUGCUAGAAGUCACGCUGUGUUAGUGAACACAAAGUGCUCAAAAUGUGGUCAAUUUUUUGCCUUAGUUGUUUUCAGACAUCUCACAAGAAAUGCUCUGUUUGAUUUAUGUAAAUAUUUACUUAUAUUAUAG